CAAAUUCUAUUCUGUACAGGGAAUAACUUAAGCGUUUACCCGGAUUCUCCUAAAAAUGGUACAAGAGUUUUUCAAACAGAUCUAGUCGUUUGUUAAGAUGAUUGUUUGAAAAAACUUUCAAUUGUUCAAAAGGGGUCAGAACAUUUUCUAAUCGAUUCAAACCGGUCGAGAGAAUUCUGAUUAAUCCGUGGUAGUGAAUGUAUCGGCAAACCCACAGUUCCCAGACUUCAGUUGCAGCUAAGCGCGCUUCCUCUACUAAGCAUACAAAUUCUACUGAGCGACACUACUCAACUAUCUCUAAAAUUUUAGUUUCAGGUGAGACUUUCUCGUAGAGCUGUAGCUAGAUUCAGUUGAAAAUUUCCUCUCGAGAGUGAAGAACAGAUGACGAGGGACGAGUUGUCCUAGACUUCCCACAAAAUCUAUCUGUGCACUACUGAUUUGAAUUCGAGAUAAUUUCAAUAUUAUUCAAGUGGCAAUGUUUCAAAACUAUUCAAUCACAACCGUGAUCCUUAUUCUUUUAGUUGUCAACAAAAGUUUGGAGCAGGAUGAAGCUGUUGUACCAUCAGAAAAUAACGAAAUAACACCAGCAAAUACACAACAGAAUACUCCCAAGCCACAAACUUCAGUUCCGAUCCUAGUGCAAACGACGUCACCUCCACAGCCGCUGAUCAGGUACCCGUGCUCGUGCGGGGGCGGGCAGUGCGGCUGCUGCACCGGGAACGUGCUUCCCAUUGGCCAGAUCGCAUGCACCAAUGUCACCUACGACCCUGACGAAUUCAAAUUCCACCUCAAGAUGUAUUUCAACGAGAGAAUCGUCUAUCAAACGUCCAUGUCAGGUCAGAACCCGCGUCCGGUGUGCGUGCCAAUUCGGGCGCUCAAUUUCAAAUUCUGCGCGCGCAUGCACAACGUGUACAUGGUGGGCCGAAACGUGCACGCGUGCAUGUCGGUGGACGGCCAGUGGCGCUCGCAAGAGCUGUUCAACUACCACUUCGACUGCUUCCGCAUCGGCAGCGGCGGAGUGGCCUUCGUCAAGCCCGAGGAUGGCGGCGGUCUGCCUCCGCCUCCUGAGGAGGAUGUGCUCAAGCCCGGGGAGGAGGACUACGAUGACACCGCCAGGCGAUUCGCUCAGCUCAACAGCUGAAUAAAAACAUUCACAUCGUCCACCAAAAAUUGGGUUCGGAAGCAAUUAGAACUGGUUAAAAAUGAUUGAAUGUGAUGUUAGAGUGGACACUGAUUGCAGAUUGUUUCAAGAUCCAGAUUUAUUAGCAUUGAUUCCUUUUAUUAUCAAUUGAUUGCUCGGGGUCCAUGUUGACUUCCAAUUCAAAUAAGCUGCUAUUGAUAACAAGUGAAACCACCUUUGGAUGUGGUAUGGGGGGGGGCACACUUGAAAUAAUAAUCAUGAAAGCCUGGUUUCGUAGAAAUAAGUCAAGAAUUUCUUAAUGUAAUACAGGCGGUAGAAGUCCCCUCCAGUCCCCUUCUUUGAACUAUAAUUAGUAUAAUGACCUGAUAAUUUCAUAUUUCUGGAGUGUGGUUGCCGUGUGUGUGUUACUUUUAUGGUUUGUAGGAUUACUACCUAUAUCAACAUCUAGUGUGAGGAAGCCUUUUUCCUAGACUACCGUAUUCCCCAGGGUCUGGCUCGUUAAAAUGAUAAAGAAUCGAGUCAAUCCGAUACAGCCAGGAUUAAUGGUUGUAAUCCAGGUGAAA
Molecule: messenger RNA, 1704 nt
Organism: Nilaparvata lugens (brown planthopper)
Lineage: Eukaryota; Metazoa; Arthropoda; Insecta; Hemiptera; Delphacidae
Exons: 3
Coding region: 476-1141 (221 amino acids)
Molecular function (GO): iron-sulfur cluster binding
Source: RefSeq, a predicted model, not a curated record